AUGUCGCUAUCUGUGGUGCAACUCGGCCCUGCCAUCAUGUACCCAGGCGUCGUCCUCGGGCUCGGCUACGGAACCUUCGUCCGUCAACAAGAACCGUCCUGGAAGAUCCCCGCCGUCAUGUCCGCUGGAUUUGGGGCUUUCUCGGCCUUCACCAUCUACAAGGAAGGUGUUUUGGGCGUCAUUCCGAAUCACACAUCCAACUACUGGGGCAAUCAAGUUUGGUACGAUCUGCUCUAUUCCACGGGGCUCUUUUGGUUGGCCCUGGUCCGGCGCGCCAAGAAGCUCGGAAUGCCGCUGGUGCCGUGGUUCCUGUACGUGGUUUCAACGGCCAGCAUCGGUGGGUUGCACAUGUACGCUCGAAUCUUGUACCUGGAGGAACAGAAAACCGAUGGCGACAGUAGUUCCGGCAGUGCCAGCGCGGGUUUGCGCUGA
This is a messenger RNA of Symbiodinium sp. CCMP2456, 432 nucleotides long. NCBI's taxonomy places the organism in Eukaryota, Dinophyceae, Suessiales, Symbiodiniaceae. The record is from the annotation of a GenBank genome assembly.